GGUGGCGGGGCCGUGUGUGGCGGGAGCAGGUGCUGCCGCUGCUAACUGCACCUCGGCCCGCGGCGCGGACACGGCGGCGGCGAGCUCCGGCCUCCCGGAGCCCAUCCAGAUGCGCGGCAGGGGCGGCGCUAGCGUGCCGCGCUCGUGAGGGAGGCUGCAGGCGGGGGGCGCGGGCCGCCCACCCGCAGCCCGGGGCUGGCGCUGGGUCUCGGGGGCUGCCUGGCGUGAGAGCGCCCCCGGCUGUCCUAUGUGAGGCCGGGCUUGGCUCCCGGAUGGCGAUAGAGCGGCGCCGCGAGGCGGGGGGCGAGCGGGCGCCGGCCGAGGAGAACGGGUCGCUGCCGGACGGGGACGGGGACGCGGGUCCGGCCGCGGCGGAGAUCCAGACGCUGCCGCCGCCGCCGCCGCCAGCCGCCGGCUCCUGCAGCGCCCUGCUGCUGGACUACGACGGCUCCGUGCUGCCCUUCCUGGGCGGGCUGGGCGGCGGCUACCAGAGGACCCUGGUGCUGCUCACAUGGAUCCCGGCCCUGCUCAUCGGCUUCAGCCAGUUCUCGGACUCCUUCCUGCUGGACCAGCCCGCCUUCUGGUGCCGCGCCGCGGACGGGCAGGGCAACUGGACCCGCGCGCCGGGGCCGCCGGGCAAUGGCAGCGGCAACAGCAGCGGCGGCCCCGGCGCGCUGCCCCCAGCCCUGUUGCCCACCACCCCGCCGCCCAACACCAGCGAGUGCCAGUGCCAGGAGUGGCACUACCGCAUCCGCGCCGGCCUCGUCCAGAACGUCGUGAGCAAGUGGGACCUUGUUUGUGAAUCUUCCUGGAAAGUCCACAUUGCAAAAUUCUCCCUACUGGUAGGAUUAAUCUUUGGCUACUUAAUAACAGGAUGUAUAGCUGACUGGGUUGGUCGACGGCCAGUUCUCCUCUUCUCUGUCAUAUUCAUUCUGAUAUUUGGACUGACUGUGGCACUCUCAGUGAAUGUGACAAUGUUCAGCACACUCAGGUUUUUUGAGGGGUUUUGCCUGGCUGGAAUAAUCCUCUCCUUGUACGCACUGCGGAUAGAGCUCUGUCCUCCUGGGCACCGGUUCAUGAUCACCAUGGUGGCAAGCUUCAUUGUAAUGGCUGGGCAGUUCCUCAUGCCAGGUCUGGCUGCCCUCUGCAGGGACUGGCAGGUUCUCCAAGCUGUCAUCAUCUGCCCUUUCUUGCUGAUGCUGCUUUACUGGUAUAUUUUCCCAGAAUCCCUUCGGUGGCUGAUGGCCACACAACAGUUUGAGGCAUCCAAGAAACUUAUCCUUCACUUCACUCACAAGAACAAAAUGAACACUGAAAGUGAUAUCAAAGGAGUGAUGCCUGGACCCAUGCCUAAUUCAGUGCAUAGGAUGGACGAUGCUGUGGGAAGAAAGCUGUUGUCUGUAGGAUCCCUACCUCAUUUGUUGCAGAAGUUGGAAGAGCUGGAAAAGGAGCUUACCAGGAGGCCCAAGAAGGUCUGCAUUGUUAAAGUGGUGGGAACCAGGAACCUGUGGAAAAACAUUGUGGUAUUGUGUGUGAACUCUCUGACCGGGUUUGGGAUACACCACUGUUUUGCAAAAAGCAUGAUGAGCCCUGAGGUGAAGAUGCCGAUCACCCAUAAUUUCUAUGCAGACUACUAUACCAUGGCUGGGAUUGCUUUGGCAUCCUGUCUAGCCAUGUGCCCAGUUGUUGGGUUUCUAGGGCGAAGAGGAGGACUGCUGCUGUUCAUGAUUCUAACAGCUCUGGCAUCACUUCUACAGCUUGGCCUUCUCAACUUGAUUGGAAAAUAUAGUCAACUUCCAGACUCAGGUAUGAGUGACAGUGUCAAAGACAAAUUCUCUACUGCAUUUUCCAUUGUGGGUAUGUUUUCAUCACAUGCAGUUGGAAGUCUCAGUGUAUUCUUCUGUGCUGAAAUCACACCAACAGUAAUAAGGGGAGGUGGACUUGGCCUCAUCCUGGCCAGCGCAGGCUUUGGUAUGCUGACUGCACCAAUCAUGGAGCUCCAUAACCAGAAAGGCUACUUCCUGCACCAUGUGAUCUUUGCCUGCUGUACGCUCAUUUGCAUCAUCUGCAUUCUCCUCUUGCCUGAGAGCAAGAACCAGAACCUGCCAGAGAACAUCCCGGACGGGGAACAUUACACCAGGCAACCUCUUCUGCCACACAAGAAGGGGGAGCAGCCCUUGCUCCUGACGAACUCUGAACUCAAGGAUUACUCUGGUCUCCAUGACUCGGCUGCCGUGAGUGAUGGGAUGUCCGAGAAUGCCACCGCCAAUGGGAUGAAGUCUAUGUAACUGGGUGGAGGGUCAGGGUUCUUUUCUUUUCUUUUUUUCUCUUUCUUUCCUUUUUUUUUGUUUGCUCGUUGGGCAGGAGAAGGAGCUCUCUGAGGUGGGGCUGCUUUUGCCCUGGUUUACAGAUAAGUGACGGAUGGAACAUGAGGAAAUUCAACUCUAGCACUAACGCCACUUAUUAUAGGAAUCUUCAUCUGAUGUUGCGAUUGCUUCUGAAAAGGAUAUGGGAGGAAAAAAACCUCAUCUGAGAUGCGAACUGGCUGGAGAUAGCCCUUCAAAACUUCUUUUUUUUCCCUGCCAUUGCGUAUAUUUAUUUUGAUUAUUUUUAAGAAGCACUUUAUUUCCUUUUCCUCUCAUUGAUCACAGAAAUGAAGCCAUCUUAUUUUAAGAGGUGUAGCCAUUCAAAGAAAGCAACUGUGGGUUUUCUUCGAUUUUUUUUUUUUUUAUUUUUUUUUUGUGCUUUGUUAAAAGGAAGCAGUAUCUCUGCUGCAAAGUUGAAUUCACCACAGCUUAGGUUCUUUCCACAUUAUUUCUGCCUUUCUGGAAGGUCAGAACCUGCACACCUUGCCUGCUGCGUGGUUUGGACAAAGAGAACAAAAUAAUCUGCUGUGAUGCAGAGUCUGACUACAUAUAUGCAGCAUAAAUUUGGUUUUGAUAGUGAGCCCCUAUGUACUUAAAAGUUACUUUCCAAAUUAAAGUGGUGGAGUUCAUUUUUUUUAUUGACGUAGAAGCAGUCAGGAAUAUACUGCCCCAAGAAGCCUAGGAUUUUUUCAAUCGGCAUCAGCCAUAUACAUUUUAAAUAUCCCAUUCAGCUCUUUUGGGGAAUUCCUGCAAGUGUUUAACAGCAACAGUAAUAGUAAUAAUAUAAGCAACUCAAAUGAAUUGAGCAACAGCGAUUUUAAAUUUGUUUUUACCAUGAAUGGUUUUAACUAACAGGAGGUUCAAAAUCUGUAACGCUGUGUUCCAGAAGAAUAUUUUAGGUCAAAGGAGACAAAAAUGUAGGAACAUUGGCUAUAAUCUGUAUGCUUGCUCCACAAGUGAGUUAAACUGAAAUUUCCACUACUGCGAGAUUGGUGUCAUUGCAUGUCCUAAUUGUUUAAAGCCUAUUUUCUAAUUUAAAUGGCUUAAUAUUUAUAAAUGUCUUUAAGAAGGGAAUGAAUCAACAGAUCAUUUGAAUAAAAACUGAAGAUGAAAAAGGAAAGGUCUGUUUAAAGCAUUGCUUGUGUAAGAAGGACAAGAUUGUUCUCCCUUAGAAGUGGUAAUUUUUAAUGAUACCUAACCACAACUGGAUUGUGAUUAAUAUAUAUUUUGCUCUCUCGUUUGCUGUUUUCAACCCAAGAAUCUACAGCGAAUGGCCACCUUAAAUCUAUCAAAAGAAAAGAAAAAAAAAAAAAAAGCAAAAAGCAAACCAAAAACCACAUAUUCUUGUAGGAUCUCCUGGGGGGGGGGGAGAGUAAAAUCCUAUAGGAUAACUCAUUUGAUCAAUCAAAACAGUUCUGUUCUAUGCACAGUAACAUGAGAAACAAAUCUUUCCUUUGUUGUACAGCUGGCUACUUGGUAAUAAUAGCCAGAUGACCUCUCCCUUUCCAGCCCCCAAACUAGCAAUAGAUUUGUUUUUGCCAUCAAGUUUCAGUUCUUGUUGUGUGAAUGUCCUAUCGAUCUAGUUAAUCUAGUUUCUGAACUAGAAGUGUUAUUGCAUCCUAGAUAAUGUCCCCCUUCCUUUUCCACUCAGGCCAUGCAUUUGUGAUUUGCUCAGUGGUACAGCCAUUUCAGUGAACAGAGCAGCAGGAUGUCUAAUGUUGUAUUGAGCGUCCAUAUGAAUGCCACUUUGUUUGAUGUACAUCUUACAUUUGUGAGCAUGGAAAAGGCCCAUCUGCCCUUUCCUCCUCUCCCCUCCCCCUUCUGUGCUCUAGAGAUUUGUCUGUAAACUACUGUACCUACAACUUGCGUCCUCUGUUUGGCUGCCUUUGUCCUCUUACAACCCACAGUGAAUUAGAUCUAUUGCGUUGUAGGCAACAUAGUAAGUAGUACCACUUCACAUGCUGAUGGGCAUCGAGGAUGGGUAGACUUGUCAAAGUGACAGAAAUGGCUGUGGCUGGAAAAACAAUGUUGUCCUAAAGCUGCUAAGUUUUGUAUGGAGGAUGUGGACAUUUGGGUUCUUCUUUAACAUGGUAAGAAACACUGGACCAGUUAUGGGAAUUUUUCCUCAAGUUACACUACUGUUUUCACAAGACUUGCUGUGACAGUGAGAGCCCAAUUUUUGACUGCACCCCUAGUUAUCAUGUGGCUUGAAGGUGGCCACCUCUCCUAUUUUUUUCUGUUUGUUUUGACUCCAUGUUCAGAUAUUUCCAGUCUGCAUUCACCUUGAAACUAAGGCCUUUUGAUUCGUGCAGUAUUCAUGUGCCAAACUUGCGUGAUACCGUUUGCCUUUUAUAUGACACUUGUUACAAGUCACAAAUCAGGAAAGGUGAGUUUAUAACAAAAUCGGGGAAGUAAAACAAAUAAGAACAGAAUUGGGGACCUUGAAAUGAGAGCUCAAUAGCAAGAGCAGGGGCUUGUGGAAGAGUGGGCAAGCACACGGGCUCAGAGCUGUUACACAGCACCUGGCAAUCCAUAUGCCAUGGAUCGGCUUUUUAUUCACGGUCUCUGUGCAUCUAGGCUCAAGCUACAGUACAAAUCUUGUAGACCAUUCACAAGCCUAUUAAACUGACUGCUUUUAGCACUGUUAUAGUUCUGGUGUGCUCAACGCUGUUGUCCACAGUGCUUUCUAGUUUCCUAUUCUGGCAUUUGCUCUUCAAUUACAAACAGGCCCAGGGAGGAGAACAGUUGUUCAAACUUAUCAACAUAUUUGUCUAAGACAAUGGUUUUCACCUAGGGAUCUGCAGACUAUGUUUAAGGGGUCUUUAAAGAUGAGUAUGAUCAGUCAAAAGUAUGUGAAUACCCACACUUACAAUUCAAAGGGGUCUGCACCUCCAUUCGAAAUGUUUUAGGGGUCCACAAAUGGAAAAAAGGUUGAAAACCACUGAUUUAAGAAAUAGGUUAGGUGACAGGAGCACUUGGCAAUGCUUUUAAUGUUUUUUUUUUCCUUUACCUUUUUUUAUUUUUUUUUAUUAAUUUAUUUUUGUACUUGCCUGGAACAAGGUAUUUGGUACUAAGGUCCCAACUCUGGGUUGCUAGAUUUUCCAGUUCUGUCGCAACAAAACUGUGACUUACUGUCCUAUCACUAGCGCUCGUAGUUGCUUAUUAGCAAAAGAAAAAAUGAAAAAGUCUGUUCUUUAUUUGUAUUGGUUUUUAAGGUAUUAGUCAAAAGCUUUUGGUGUGUGUAGUUAAUGCAGGGAUGCUUUUUAAGCUACUCUAUGGUACCGUAGAACAGGAGGACGUGUUUGCCCAGCACAAUACAGUAUCAUGCAAAGAUAUCUGAGCUAGUUCAGGUACCAGAAACAGUCUAGCCAUGUUAGCAUUGCAUUCUGCUGAAAUUCCACUUCAGAAGCAGGGUAUUCUAGCCAGGGCAAAGCACUGCACUAAUGUGGCUGCAUUUCUUCUGGUACCCAGGCCAGCUCAUUCAGUUAGCUUGGGUAUCUCAGUGGGGUGCUGGACUGUGCCUUAGAGACAUUCUCUUUGUUCCCCAAUGUGCUCUGUUCAGUUCUUUGCCUGGAUGGGUGCUCUGGCAAUCUUUUAACAAUUGUCUGUCAAACCAGAAAUUCUCAAUUGUGUUCUUUCCCUGGCUGGUGCAAAGGAAUUGUUUUCUUUGGGCAGCUGCUGUUUUCCAGUCAGCACGGCAAACAAAGCAGGCAAAGUUAUACCACCCAUUCAGGCCAUUUCCUUCCAGAAAUCAUUGGUACUGCUAACCCUACCAGAGGAGGAGGAGGAGGAUUAUGAUUAUUAUUAUUUAUUUGAAAGCCUUUUUCCUUUUAAAAAUGUAAACAGAAUGUGAAAGCGAUAUCAGACUUAGUCCACUUUUUUCUUCUUUCAGGCUUAUAGUAAUUUUUCUGUUGCCAAACACAUACCAUAACUGUAUAAGACAGGGUAAAAAAAUGUGCAAGUCUUCUUGCCAUUUUUAAGUGUAUUUUAUGGCAGCUCAAAAGGGUGAUUUUUGGUGGGCAUUUUUUUUUUUUUUUUUUUUUUGGUUAAGCAGAAUUUUUUUUUAAUGGAAGUAUUUUACUUAAAUGUUGCCACUUCCUGGAGCCAAACACUAAAGGUCACCAGAUUGGAAGCAGAAGUGCCAUUAAAUGAACUCUGUGAAUGUCGAGUCAAGUUGCGCCUGUAGCUGACACAUACAGACAACACUAAGUGUGGGGUGAUUUCCACCCUCACUUCAACUUUUUUUAAAAAGACAAACCUCAUUUUAAAUGUAUUGUGUGAAAUGUUUUGGGAAAGGAGUACAGUGUGUUUAUGUCUAGUGGGUGAGACUUCCCUCCCCCCUCAGUUUCUGAUGAAGUUUUAAUAAAGAAUCGUGUUACUGUAUGUUUUGAUCAUGAAUAGUCUGGUGGUGCUUAUUCAUAGCACAAGCUUAAAUCAAGUACUGAAAACAGUCUUACAAGCUAAAUGUCUGCAUGAUGUUACAUCUGUUGUACCUACUGAAAAAAAUUUGUAUGUAAAUGUACAGAAAUAAAAAAGAUGUUGCCUCAGUAUAA
Molecule: messenger RNA, 6919 nt
Organism: Alligator mississippiensis (American alligator)
Lineage: Eukaryota; Metazoa; Chordata; Crocodylia; Alligatoridae
Gene: SLC22A23
Product: solute carrier family 22 member 23
Exons: 11
Coding region: 273-2288 (671 amino acids)
Biological process (GO): transmembrane transport
Cellular component (GO): membrane
Molecular function (GO): transmembrane transporter activity
Source: RefSeq, a predicted model, not a curated record